AAGUCGUCGCCAUGGCCCGUUGGAUCCCUACCAAGAGGCAGAAGUACGGGGUUGCAAUCUACAACUACAAUGCAUCUCAAGAUGUGGAACUCUCCUUGCAGAUCGGCGACACCGUCCACAUCCUGGAGAUGUAUGAGGGUUGGUACAGAGGAUAUGCUCUCCAGAACAAAUCUAAAAAGGGCAUUUUUCCUGAAACAUACAUCCAUUUGAAGGAGGCAACCGUGGAAGAUGGAGGGCAGCAUGAGACCGUGAUUCCUGGAGAGUUGCCCCUGGUUCAGGAGCUCACGAACACGCUACGAGAAUGGGCCGUCAUCUGGCGCAAGCUCUAUGUGAACAACAAGGUGACACUAUUCCGCCAGCUGCAGCAAAUGACAUACAGUCUGAUCGAGUGGCGCUCCCAGAUCCUAUCUGGGACACUCCCCAAGGACGAACUUGCAGAGCUAAAGAAGAAGGUCACAGCCAAAAUUGAUCAUGGGAACAGAAUGCUUGGGCUAGAUCUGGUCGUGCGGGAUGACAACGGAAACAUCUUAGAUCCGGAUGAGACCAGCACCAUUGCCCUGUUCAGGGCCCAUGAAGUUGCUUCUAAAAGGAUAGAGGAAAAGAUCCAAGAGGAAAAGAGCAUUUUGCAGAACCUGGACUUGAGAGGCCAGGCAAUCUUCAGUACUGUCCACACUUAUGGCCUCUAUGUGAACUUCAAGAACUUUGUCUGUAACAUCGGGGAGGAUGCGGAGCUGUUCAUCGCCCUGUAUGACCCAGACCAGUCCACCUUCAUCAGUGAGAACUACCUAAUUCGCUGGGGCAGUAAUGGGAUGCCCAAGGAGAUAGAGAAGCUGAAUAACCUCCAAGCCGUGUUCACCGAUCUCAGCAGUACAGACCUCAUCCGGCCACGCAUCAGCCUCGUGUGCCAGAUUGUACGGGUGGGCCGCAUGGAGCUGAAGGAGGGCAAAAAGCACACCUGUGGGCUCCGGAGGCCCUUUGGAGUAGCAGUGAUGGAUAUUAGUGACAUCGUGCACGGGAAGGUGGAUGAUGAAGAAAAGCAGCAUUUUAUUCCCUUUCAGCAAAUUGCCAUGGAAACCUACAUCCGCCAGAGACAGCUCAUCAUGUCACCCUUGAUAACCUCCCAUGUGAUUGGAGAGAAUGAGCCACUCACUUCGGUCCUAAAUAAAGUCAUAGCUGCAAAGGAAGUGAAUCACAAAGGACAAGGUCUUUGGGUAUCCUUAAAGUUACUGCCAGGUGACCUCACACAGGUUCAGAAGAACUUUUCACACCUGGUGGACAGAUCAACAGCAAUCGCUCGGAAAAUGGGCUUUCCAGAAAUAAUCCUGCCAGGGGAUGUUCGAAAUGAUAUUUAUGUCACCCUAAUCCAUGGGGAGUUUGACAAGGGGAAGAAGAAGACACCUAAGAACGUGGAGGUGACCAUGUCUGUGUUUGAUGAGGAAGGCAACCUUUUAGAGAAAGCCAUUCAUCCUGGUGCUGGAUACGAAGGCGUCUCGGAGUACAAGUCAGUGGUGUAUUACCAAGUCAAGCAACCUUGUUGGUACGAGACAGUCAAGGUCUUCAUUGCUAUUGAGGAGGUCACACGCUGCCACAUAAGAUUUACCUUCCGACACAGGUCAUCUCAAGAAUCCAGAGAUAAAUCAGAGCGAGCCUUUGGGGUGGCCUUUGUGAAACUGAUGAACGCGGACGGCACCACACUGCAGGAUGGGAGGCAUGACCUGGUGGUGUACAAGGGUGAUAAUAAGAAAAUGGAAGAUGCUAAAUACUAUCUGACUCUGCCUGGGACUAAAGCAGAGCUGGAAGAAAAAGAACUCCAAGCAUCCAAAAACCCAUCCGUCUUCACACCCAGCAAAGACAGCACGAAAGACAGUUUUCAGAUCGCCACCCUCAUCUGCUCCACAAAGCUCACCCAGAACGUGGACCUGCUAGGCUUACUAAACUGGCGUUCCAAUUCUCAGAACAUUAAGCACAACCUGAAGAAGUUAAUGGAAGUGGACGGAGGAGAGAUCGUUAAGUUUUUACAGGACACACUGGAUGCACUUUUUAACAUAAUGAUGGAAAUGUCAGACAAUGAAACGUAUGACUUCCUUGUGUUUGACGCUCUGGUCUUCAUCAUCUCGCUGAUAGGAGACAUCAAGUUUCAGCAUUUUAACCCUGUACUGGAAACCUACAUUUACAAGCACUUCAGUGCCACCUUGGCACACGUGAAACUCUCCAAGGUACUGAACUUCUAUGUGGCUAAUGCUGAGGACCCUAGCAAGACGGAAUUGCUGUUUGCUGCUUUGAAAGCCUUGAAGUACCUGUUUCGAUUCAUCAUCCAGUCUCGGGUGCUCUACUUGAGGUUUUAUGGUCAGAGCGAAGAUGGAGACGAAUUUAACAACUCAAUCCGCCAGCUGUUUCUUGCUUUCAACACGCUGAUGGACAGGCCUCUGGAAGAAGCUGUCAAGAUCAAGGGGGCAGCCUUGAAGUACCUUCCCAGCAUAAUUAAUGAUGUCAAACUGGUGUUUGAUCCCAUGGAGCUCAGCGUGCUCUUCUGCAAGUUCAUUCAAAGCAUUCCUGACAACCAGUUGGUCCGGCAGAAACUUAACUGCAUGACCAAGAUAGUGGAGAGCAGCCUUUUCCAGCAGGCAGAGUGCAGGGAGGUGCUGCUGCCGCUACUGACAGACCAGCUCAGUGGCCAGCUGGACGACCACUCAACCAAGCCCGACCACGAGGCAAGCUCACAGCUUCUAAGCAACAUACUAGAGGUGCUGGACAGGACGGAUGUGGGUCCCACUUCAGCACACAUACAGCUGAUCAUGGAGAGGCUGUUGAGAAGGAUCAACCGGACCGUGAUUGGGAUGAGUCGACAGUCUCCUCACAUCGGCAGCUUUGUGGCUUGCAUGAUUGCCGUCUUACGACAAAUGGAGGACAGCCACUACAGCCACUACAUCAGCACCUUCAAAACCAGACAGGACAUCACUGACUUUCUCAUGGAAACCUUCAUUAUGUUUAAGGAUCUAAUUGGAAAGAAUGUGUAUGCCAAAGAUUGGAUGGUCAUGAAUAUGACCCAAAACAGGGUUUUCCUUCGUGCCAUCAAUCAGUUUGCUGAAGUUCUUACCAAGAACUUCAUGGACCAGGCAAGCUUUGAACUUCAGCUCUGGAACAAUUACUUCCAUUUGGCAGUAGCUUUUCUCACCCACGAGUCCCUCCAGCUUGAAACUUUCUCAGAAGCCAAGCGCAACAAAAUUGUGAAAAAAUAUGGUGACAUGAGAAAAGAAAUCGGCUUUAGGAUUCGGGACAUGUGGUAUAACCUGGGGCCACACAAAAUCAAAUUCAUCCCAUCCAUGGUGGGUCCCAUUCUGGAAGUCACUCUGACCCCUGAAGUGGAGCUCCGUAAAGCCACGAUCCCCAUUUUCUUUGAUAUGAUGCAAUGCGAGUUCAACCUGAGUGGAAAUGGCAACUUCCACACGUUUGAGAAUGAGUUGAUCACAAAGCUGGAUCAGGAAGUGGAAGGUGGCCGAGGAGAUGAACAAUACAAGGUUCUUCUGGAAAAGCUACUCUUAGAGCAUUGCCGGAAACAUAAAUACCUCUCGAGCUCUGGGGAAGUCUUUGCCCUCCUGGUCAGCAGCCUCCUAGAGAACUUGCUGGACUACAGAACCAUCAUCAUGCAUGACGAGAGCAAAGAGAACCGCAUGAGCUGUACGGUAAACGUUCUGAAUUUUUAUAAAGAAAAGAAGCGAGAGGACAUAUACAUACGGUAUUUGUACAAGCUUCGAGAUUUGCACAGAGACUGUGAGAACUACACAGAAGCUGCCUACACACUCCUCUUACACGCCGAGCUUCUGCAGUGGUCGGACAAGCCCUGUGUGCCUCACUUGCUGCAGAGGGAUAGUUACUAUGUUUAUACCCAGCAGGAGCUUAAAGAGAAACUGUAUCAAGAGAUCAUAUCCUAUUUUGAUAAAGGCAAAAUGUGGGAGAAAGCCAUCAAGCUGAGCAAAGAGCUGGCAGAGACCUACGAGAGCAAAGUAUUUGACUACGAGGGCCUGGGCAGUCUCUUGAAAAAAAGAGCCUUGUUUUACGAGAACAUCAUUAAGGCCAUGAGGCCCCAGCCCGAAUACUUUGCUGUGGGAUACUACGGACAGGGCUUCCCUUCCUUCCUGCGGAACAAAAUCUUCAUCUACCGGGGAAAGGAGUACGAGAGGCGAGAAGACUUCAGCUUGAGGUUGCUGACCCAGUUCCCCAAUGCUGAGAAGAUGACCAGUACCACACCACCAGGGGAAGACAUCAGGUCAUCCCCAAAGCAGUACCUGCAGUGCUUCACGGUAAAGCCUGUGAUGUGCUUGCCGCCCAGCUACAAGGACAAACCGGUUCCAGAGCAGAUCUUGAACUACUACAGAGCCAAUGAAGUGCAGCAGUUCAGAUAUUCCCGGCCAUUCAGGAAAGGAGAAAAAGACCCGGAAAAUGAGUUUGCCACCAUGUGGAUUGAAAGGACCACGUACACGACGGCCUAUACCUUCCCUGGGAUUCUCAAGUGGUUCGAAGUCAAACAUAUUUCAGUAGAAGAGAUCAGUCCUUUGGAGAAUGCCAUAGAAACCAUGGAGCUGACCAACGAGAGGGUCAGCAACUGCGUGCAGCAGCAUGCCUGGGACCAUUCUCUCUCUGUGCACCCGCUCUCCAUGCUACUCAGCGGCAUCGUGGACCCAGCUGUCAUGGGGGGAUUCUCCAACUACGAAAAGGCUUUUUUUACAGAAAAGUACUUACAAGAGCAUCCUGAGGACCAAGAGAAGGUGGAGCUCCUCAAGCGGCUGAUUGCCUUACAGAUACCUCUGCUCACGGAAGGGAUCCGCAUCCAUGGGGAGAAGCUGACGGAGCAGCUCAAGCCGCUGCAUGACCGGCUAUCUUCAUGCUUCCGUGAACUCAAAGAGAAAGUAGAGAAGCUGUAUGGGGUCAUAACCCUGCCACCCAGCAUGACGGAGAGGAAGCCAAGCCGUGCAGGCUCGAUGGUACUGCCCUACAUCAUGUCCUCCACGCUGCGCAGGCUGUCUGUCACCUCUGUGGCCUCCUCAGUGGUGUCCACCUCCUCCAACUCUUCUGACAAUGCACCUUCCAGGCCAGGAUCUGAUGGGUCCAUCCUGGAACCAUUGUUUGAACGCAGAGCUUCAUCAGGUGCCAGAGUUGAAGAUCUGCCACCCAGAGAAGACAGUGAGAACCGGAUUAGCAAGUUCAAGAGGAAAGACUGGAGUCUGAGCAAGUCACAGGUCAUUGCAGAGAAAGCUCCAGAACCUGAUAUGAUGAGCCCAGGCAAAAAAACACAAAGGCCAAAGAGUCUCCAAUUGGUGGACAGCCGGCUGACACCAUUCCACAGUCCUUCGCCUCUGCAGCCUACAGCCUUGAGCCCACCUCCGCUCACUCCCAAAGCCACAAGGACCCUAAGCUCCCCAUCUCUGCAGACGGAUGGGCUGAUGGCUUCUGUCCCUCCUCCACCUCCCCCCAAAAGCAAACCGUAUGAGAGCAGUCAGAGGAACUCUGCUGAGAUUGCUCCCCCGCUGCCUGUCCGGAGAGACGCCAAAGCCCCGCCUCCACCCCCUCCAAAGGCUCGGAAAUCAGGCAUCCUCUCUUCUGAGCCAGGCUCUCAGUGAGGCUGUCACCCUGGCUCUGCACCUCUGAGUGCCUUGGACCCCUGCUGCCUGAGAAUGGCACCUACGAAGGGUGGGCUGUGGUGCAGGGCUCACUGCCAGCUCUGCUUCCAGCACUGAGACGGCUCCCCAACUCAGAACUGUUUUGUCUGGCUGAACGCUGAGUCGCAUCCCCUUCAGCCCACGGCACUUCCAGAACUGGCUAUCUGUCUGCAUGAAGAAACAAGUGGUCUCCCUUUCCCAUGGUGCCACGUUGGCCUCAACCACUGACUUGCUAGAUCUGCAGAUGCCCCGGCCAGCUCUCCUGUGGUGACACAGGGACAGUGGAGUUGAGGACAGCCCCAGCACUGACUCCUGUGUGGAUUUCUCAGUUAGCUUCUGGACAGCUGUGCUGAAGACUUCCUUCUCUCCUGCUUGCAUCCCUGACGUGUAUAACCUGAAAGAGCCAGAUACCAAGUACACUCCAGGAGCCAGCAUGGCUCUUUCCCUAAUGUCUGCUGUCUCCUUUGAGGAAAAGACCCCACGUAUGUAGUGGAGGUGGGCCACUCUCAGGUGUAGAUGGCUUCUCUUGAGAUACCGCAGACUCACGUUCUGGCAUUCUCCUGAAGAAUGGCCUUCACCACACAGCAGUACCUUGCUGUGCCUUGGAUUCUAUUGACGCUCUUUGGUACUCGUUUCUCAUCUUCUUCCUUUGAGCUCAAAUCCUGGGCUCUAAGGGGACGUAGGAGCCUGGGCUCUACCGACUACAUUUCCACACUCUGUUGGACUGACGGUGGUCCCUGCCUGCUACUUGAUUUUACCUUGGAAAAUACAGUGCAAUAUUCCCUUUGAUUAUUUAUUCCUCUUGAUCAUGGAGUGAAUUUGAUUGAUUACUAAUGGUACUAAUUAAUGGCCAUACUCCUUUCAGAAGGAAAAAUUAGGAUGACUUGGAUGUUCAAAUAUUAUGUUGACAUAAAUGACCACAAGAUGCUAUCGAUAUUUUGAGUUAGAUGGGUUUUUAAAUUCACACACACACGCACCCGCACCCUCACAUUCAUUCUUACUCACCUCAUUUUGCAGGUAAAGAAAUGGAGGCUUCAUGCCAAAAGUGGACUACAGGCUUUUACUAACAGCCCAGCUUGCUCACAUGCGACGUACCCAAGAUAGCAUCUCUAGCAAGGUCUUGAGUGCCUAGCCCAGUGGGAAUGGUAUUUGAAAAGCCCCAGAGAGUUCUAACAGACUUGGUUGUUGAUGACAAAACUGAAAGCUUUCUGCGGCUUGGGUAUACCUCAAAUCACUCCAGUGGCCUUGCCCUUUUUUUCCAAGUUCAAGUGAGCAGGGGGAUUCUAGCCGUGAGGAUCUGCCUUUGCACAUCAGCCUCUUCAUUUGCAUGUCUCCGCUCACCACCACCUUUGCUAGGGAGAUGAGCCUGGGUCAUCACACCGAUCAAAGGAGCAAAAGACACAGAGGCAUGCCUGGCACAGCACUAGAGAAGUUAGUAUACAUAUCCCAGAAAUGCCACCAGAAUCUCUUUACUUCCAUCAAGGAGCACCCGGCGUGCAGCCAUGGAAAACACACGGACUCUGAAAUUUCAAACUACUUUGGUCUCAAAGCCCAGGUGUCACCAUUAACUUUGCACUUGAAAUUCUCCAAGUGUUUGUUUUCUCACUUUUCAAAGUGGGGAAUAUUUCCUCCACACAGGUGGUUGUGGGUUCUGAUUAAGGUGGAGCAGGGUGUGCAGUGACUUUCUUCUCUCUGUUAGACUUGGGUAAGAUCUGAUACGGUUAAUUUUUCUUCAGGGUAUUUGAGCCUGAAUUCAGAUAUGUGUCUUCCCUAAACUAGAUGGCAGCCUGGGUCACCAUUUGCAUGGAAGGGUUAAUAAGAGUUGAAGAUUAUUUUAAGCAAAAGGAACCAGGCCCUGGUGAGGAGCAAGAAGGCACCAGAAGGGUGCUAGAGGGCUUCCAUGGAGCCUGGAACUUCUGAGAAGAGCUCUAGCAAACGGCUAAAAAAAGAUUUGAAGAUGUCACCAUGCUUUGCAGGCUGCCAUUGAAACACAGAAACUGGGUGGGAAGAGAAAAACAAAUCCUCUGCCUGUUUCUUGCAGUGAACAGUAGCAGAAGUAAGUCCUCAACCUGGUCUCUGAGCAGAGCUGGACCUGUCAGUGCCUAGAUGUGCCAACCCCCUUUUCUUUGUGAGGCAUUUUUCCAUGAUUCCCUUUCCAUAUUAAUGAAAAUAAUAGCUUUCAGCUGCCUGGACACAAAGGACGCUGGGUGAUGUCCUAGGUAGGUGCUGGUUUACAAGGCACUGGGAGAUUUAUCUCUUUGGGAAGGUAUGUUAAGGCUUCUGUUGCUAAGAUUAGCUUGUAUCAAGUUGACAUUAAAAACUAGCUGGCCCAGAAGCUGUGGAUAAAGGAGUUAAUUUGAUUAGAAGAAGAGUCAUUGUCAGUACUAAAGUUGAAGACUGUAAUGACGUUAAAUGCAAACAGGACAAGAAGAGAGAGACAGGAAGAACCAGACUUUAAUGCCCUUGCUAAGAUCUCUGAGGUAUCGAAAGGCACUGAAAUCAGCCCUGAGAUUGUCACAGUCUUUAUGAUUGAAUAUUGAUUGAUGGCUUGUGAGUUUGUGGUAUUGUUACAUUUCUUUUUUUUUUUCUUUCUCUCUUUACCAUGGUGACUUGUCUUGCCUUGAGAUUUUUUUUUCCUUUUAAGGAAAGAUUUUAUUCAGUAUACAUGUGCUGAAGGUCAGACACAGUUCUAAACCCCUUGGUACACUCAAUAGAAACAGCCUGCUCUGCAGUUUCCUCUACUAUGCUGUAGGAUCAGAAAGUCAGUAGUUUAUGGCAAGGAAGCCCGAAAUAAGGCUGCCUGGCAAUGGGCUGUCUCCUCCCUCUACCUCCACCCCUUGCUUGACUCCAGAAAUGAAGUCAUCUCUCCAGCCAGAGAAAUUAUAUAGUUAGCCACACUGCAGAUCCCCUGGGUAAAACAAGGUGUGUCACAGGAGCUGAGAUGGGACAAUAACCACUUUGUCACUGCUUUCCAAGUUGAGUCUUUCCCUUCUAGUUGCUUCCAAAUUGAGGAGCAGGUUUUCAUUUUGCAACUCAAAUGCAAAUUACUUAUAGUGAGAACACAAAGCACAGGAGUGCAGACAGAGACAUCACUAGAUAGCUAGACAUCCAGGUGACCUUUUCUCAGACAUAAGUCCUGUAUUUCAGAAGGCGCCUGAGUGCCAAUAGCACCAUUCUGUAAAACGUACUUGGGAGGUCCUUCUGAGUUUGUGCCUCUAUCCCUCACACUUCUCAGGUAUAAUGAGAAGAGGAUAAGACCCUCCCAUCACCACAAGACGACAGAGAUGGUAUCGCAUGUCACAAGUCCACUUCCUUAUAUAUUUGAGACUGCAUGGAUGUGGUCAAGUCUUUUCUGCCCUGGCCUCCUUUUUUUCCUAAGGAAACCAAAGUGAGAUUUCUGUCCAAAGGUUUUUGCUGUAUGAACUGGAAUCCACAUUUCUCAUCCUUACUGGUGCUUUCAGCCUCCCAUGCCUGGUUAUUAUGAUCAAAAGAUUUGUGAAUAUUAAUGAGUCUAGCAUCUAUUUUUGAGGUAUUGGUACAAAUUGUCCUAAUUCUCACAGCAGCCUCUGGAUGAUUGUCUUCAGAAUCACUAACCUAGGCUGCUGAGCCGAUCUCCCGUUCCUCAUUAAGGAUCAGACUUUCCUUGUGUCCUUCGGGGCAGUGGAUGACUACUGUUUUCUUGGACAUUUUCAUUCCUUCAUAAGUAUGUUAUUCAAAAUUUUAAAUUGGAAGUGCUGAAGAUCUAGUUCACUUGUUUAGUUCAUGUGAGGUCCUGGGUUCUAUUCUUGGUACAGCUAAAGGAAUAAAAAUUGGCAAAAGUGAAGCAUCUCUUUGGGUGGGUUCCUAGUCAAGCCAUCCAUUGUUAGCUGUGAAAGAAAUAGUUUUCCUUUGGGGAUAAUUCCUUCUAGCUGACUCUUCAGACUCCCACGUGCACGCCUGAGCUCAUCUCCUAAGUUGCCUCUUGCAAAUUGCUCACCCCUGUCAAAAUUCCUUCACUGUGAGUUUAUAACUAACUGGGUUUCAUCCAUGGAUAGUUAGGAAGAUGUGUGUUGAAGAGUUUUGUUCAUAUUUGCUGUUAUUUAUUUUGUAAAUUAAAAAUGGAGAUGUAUUUUAAAAGUUUGUGUUGUGUUUGCCUGGUUACUGUUCUUAGAUUAAUAAAAUGGGAUCAUGGA
Molecule: messenger RNA, 9829 nt
Organism: Grammomys surdaster
Lineage: Eukaryota; Metazoa; Chordata; Mammalia; Rodentia; Muridae
Gene: Dock5
Product: dedicator of cytokinesis 5
Exons: 52
Coding region: 12-5618 (1868 amino acids)
Biological process (GO): cell migration; small GTPase-mediated signal transduction
Cellular component (GO): cytoplasm; plasma membrane
Molecular function (GO): small GTPase binding; guanyl-nucleotide exchange factor activity; GTPase activator activity
Source: RefSeq, a predicted model, not a curated record